CUCGGGUUGCACAGUUCCCGUCGAGUGUCGAGUUGGUGAAACGGUUUUUGGACUUGCUGGUCGUCGGUCGCCGCCAUCAAUCGUUCGUGUUAAUUCACACCCCGUGUGCCAUUGAAGAAGCUCUAAAUUAGCAGCAGCGCGAGAAGCACUCAGGUUCAGCACUUUUCACCUCCCUUCUCUAUUCAAUAAAAUUUAAGCAAAUUUUUGCGCAACCAGUUUGUAGCGAGUGUGUGACACGAAAAUUGUCCACGGUUUUUUAAAUCACCCGUAAAGGAAACCCCCGAGAGAGUUAAAACUACCCCAACACCCACAAUGAGCUGGCAGGAUUAUGUUGACAAUCAGCUCCUGGCUUCCCAGUGCGUAUCGAAAGCGGCCAUCGCCGGUCACGAUGGUGGCGUUUGGGCCAAAUCAGAAGGAUUCGAGGUGUCAAAAGAAGAACUGGCGAAAAUAGUGCAAGGCUUCGACAAAACCGAACUGCUUACCUCAGGCGGCGUUACCCUGGCCGGCCAGCGUUACAUCUAUCUGUCCGGCACCGACCGAGUGAUUCGGGCCAAGCUGGGCAAGAUGGGCGUCCACUGUAUGAAGACACAGCAGGCUGUUAUAGUUUCAAUUUACGAAGAGCCAGUUCAGCCUCAGCAAGCGGCAUCUAUAGUCGAAAAGCUUGGAGAUUAUCUGAUUACCUGUGGUUAUUAGAAGAGGUAAAAACUACUUUCAUACUGCUUUUUAUAAUUUAAACUUUAGAAACACAACUUGAAUAAAAAAGAAGCAAAAAAAUGAAAUAAAAAUGAGAAAAAAACAUGAUAUGCUUACUGCUGAGAUAGGAUUGAAGUGAAUGAAGGAAAUAAAAACAGUUGCAAAAACGAAUGCUUAUCGUAAGAGAAUGAGAACGAACGAAAAAAAAAGGAGAUUCUAUAUUUCUUCUUUUGCAAAGUCAAUAUUUAUAAGUACCCCUUUGCGCUAGUUUUCCUUUUUUAUUUUCCAUGUGAGAUUGUGAGAAACAGUUUCGUCGCGAGAUUGAGAGAAAGGACAUUUGCUGGUUUUACUUUCAUCUUUCUUUACAUCCUACGAAUUUAGUGGUUGUUUGUGUUUUGGUUCGCUUUUUUUGUUUUCACUCUCUCUCAGGCUUGUCGAGAUAGUUUUGCUGUUUUCUAUGUUUUUUUUUCUGCGCACGGUGGUGUAAUGUUUGCGUUUCUAAUGGAAGAACAAGAAGAGGCACUUUACCGAAAAUUACGAUUUGAUUUCUCUAUUUUGUUUUCUUCUCUCUUUCUCUCUUUUUUAUUUGCAGCCGACGGCGGCGGCAGUGUGAGCGUAUCUCUUGUAUUUGUGUAAAAUCGUUUCCGUAAAUUAAGAAAUUGUAAUUUGUAUUAGCUCUUAAAAUCGCAAAGCAUCUCUCUGAAUUGGUGGAAUCGAAGAACAAACAGGCAAACAGAUUGUAACUGAUUUGAAGCGCGCAGAUUAGAAUAAACAAAAGAGAAGUAAAAAGAGAAGAACCAGCCUCGAACGCGCGCGCGAGAGCCGAACGGAGCCAGCUUGCAUUCAAAAAGAGGAAAAAGAAGAGAAAAAGUUUCUAAUGCAUUCUUCGAUGUGUGGCACACAGGAGCGGAGAAAUGAAGUCAUAUAGGAUACGAGCAUGGGUUGUAACACGUCAGAACCAUGAAAAAAAGAGAGAAAAAAACAUGAGGACAUGUGUGAAACUAACUUUGUGAAGGCAAACAGCAAAAAUGUGCAGAAUUUAUGAGCAUUUUUGGUGGACAAAAUAGAAGCAGGAAAGGGAAUGAAACGCAUAACUUACUCUACUAUUAUUAUCAUCCGUAAUUGUAUUAAUUAUUCAGAAGAAACUGCUGAGGUAGGAAACAGAUUUCGAUCAUUGAUUUGCUAUACAAAAAAUCAUUUUCUUUGUCGGACAGCAUAAAUAAAAAACCAUAAUAUGAGAUAAACAAGCAAAACACUAUGAUAAGGAUAAUACAAUGAUAAUAAAAGAAACACAAGAAAAGGAUAACAGCGAAAACAUAAUGAAAACAAUGUGUGUGAUUUAUUACUAAUUUAUGAAUAAGUGAAGAAGGCAAGUGAAAAAUUAAAGAGUUUUUAUGUCUCUUUAUUUUCUAUAAAUUAUUGUAGAUUUUUGUGAUUAUAACUUAUUCUUACCUUAUAAUCGAAAGAAAACAUGCUAAACAUGGUCUCUGUAUCGUUUUUUCACCAUUUCUUCCAAGCAAAACAAACACAAGCAUCCCUUUUUCGUUUAUUUUCUGUCUACCCAUUGAGCUACUUUUCAUGAAUGUCCUUUCAAGUAAGAGAAAGAAAUAAAAACAAAAGUGAAAAGAUAA
Molecule: messenger RNA, 2324 nt
Organism: Culex pipiens pallens (northern house mosquito)
Lineage: Eukaryota; Metazoa; Arthropoda; Insecta; Diptera; Culicidae
Gene: chic
Product: profilin
Exons: 4
Coding region: 313-693 (126 amino acids)
Cellular component (GO): cell cortex
Molecular function (GO): actin monomer binding
Source: RefSeq, a predicted model, not a curated record